Toxotes jaculatrix (banded archerfish) is the source of this 3662-nucleotide messenger RNA. Its product is annotated as pyruvate dehydrogenase (acetyl-transferring) kinase isozyme 2, mitochondrial-like. The record is from RefSeq and is a predicted model, not a curated record. NCBI's taxonomy places the organism in Eukaryota, Metazoa, Chordata, Actinopteri, Toxotidae. The transcript has 11 exons. The coding region runs from base 152 to 1396 and encodes 414 amino acids. Gene Ontology annotation, cellular component: mitochondrion. Gene Ontology annotation, biological process: protein phosphorylation; regulation of glucose metabolic process. Gene Ontology annotation, molecular function: pyruvate dehydrogenase (acetyl-transferring) kinase activity.
ACUGUAAACGGUGAGAGGAUGCCCCCGGACGACCACACUACAUAAUCUUUAUUCAUUUUAAUACAACUCAACCUUGCACGCCAGAGGAUUUUAUAUCCCUUUUUAUUUAUUUUUUUAAAUUUUGGUUAAUUCUUCAGUUAGUUCUUUGAGGAUGACGAGUAAGAUGAAAUUUGUGCGCUCUCUGAUGAAGACUGCAGCUCUGGCCAACGUGCCCAAACACAUAGACCACUUCUCCAAGUUCUCCCCAUCUCCUCUGUCAAUGAAGCAGUUCCUGGACUUUGGUUCGACCAAUGCCUGCGAGCGCACGUCCUUUGUCUUCCUUCGCCAGGAGCUCCCUGUCCGUUUGUCCAACAUCAUGAAGGAGAUCAACCUCCUGCCUGACAAGCUGCUGGCCACGCCCUCCGUCCAGCUCCUCCAGACCUGGUACAUCCAGAGCCUGUUGGAAAUCCUUGAGUUUCUGGACAAGAACCCAGACGAUCAGAGAGUCCUCGAGACGUUUGUGGAGGUCUUGGAGGCCAUCAGGAACCGGCACAACGAGGUGGUCCCCACCAUGGCUCAGGGAGUCAUCGAGUACAAAGACGCCUUUGGCCAGCAGGACGCUGUCACUGAUCACAACAUCCAGUACUUCCUGGAUCGCUUCUAUACCAGCCGCAUCUCCAUCCGCAUGCUCAUCAACCAACACACUCUGGUCUUCAACGGAAACACAAACCCCGCCCACCCUAACACCAUUGGCUGCAUCGACUCUAUGUGUGAUGUGACAGAGGUUGUACGAGAUGCCUAUGAAAGUGCAAAGUUGCUGUGUGAGCAGUAUUACCUGGGAGCACCAGAGCUGGAGCUGAGGCAGAUGAAUGCCAACAGCAUCAGGGAGCCCAUCCAGAUUUCAUACAUCCCAUCUCACCUGUACCACAUGCUCUUUGAACUCUUCAAGAACGCCAUGAGAGCAACCAUUGAGAACCUUGAGGCCAGCAGGACCCUCCCACCCAUCAAAGUUAUGGUCGCCCUCGGUGGCGAGGACCUGUCGAUCAAGAUGAGUGACAGAGGAGGCGGCGUCCCCUUCAAGAAGACAGAGCGUUUGUUCAGCUACAUGUACUCCACAGCACCCAGACCCUCCUUAGGAGACAAACACAGAGCCCCACUGGCUGGGUUUGGCUAUGGUCUGCCCAUCUCUCGGCUCUACGCUCGCUACUUCCAGGGAGACUUGAAGCUCUACUCGAUGGAGGGUUACGGCACUGAUGCUGUCAUUCACCUGAAGGUGUUGUCCACAGACUCUGUGGAGAGGCUGCCAGUAUUUAACAAAACUGCUCUGCGUCACUACAAGCUGAGUUUGGAGGCAGACGAUUGGUGCAUUCCCUCAAAGGAGCCAUUGGACUUGGCUGUGUACCGCGCUGCCAAGUGAUUCACUAAAUGACCAGAUAUAACAAACAUUUGCAAACUGACCAUAGAAUGUCCUUUAAAGGUAGGGCAUUGUGGGACCGGAAUUGUUAGCUCGGCAGUGGAUGGGGGGCUGAGGUGACUCAAAGUGGCCGGUGAGAUGAAAGAGAAGGCCCCAUCAUCGACGUUCUGACUGUCUAGGAAUUGGAGCGAGCACCUUCUUCCUGCAUCUCCUCCUGCUUUCUUUACGUGUGUGCUGUAGAUAAAGGAAGAGAAAAAGGAAGUUGACAUUCUGAGUCAAGACGGUGGACACAGAAAGAUGUAGUGGUUGCAUCCAGAAACAGAGAGAGAGAGAGAGAGAGAGAGAGAGAGAGAGAGAGAGAGAGAAAGACAUGUUGAGAUGAACUGAAUACAGUACAGGGCUGAACAAUUUGUGGAAGAUAUCUAAUCGUGGACAUUUUCUGACCAAUAUUGGGAUUGUGAAUUGAAAACCAGUGUGAUCAAUCAAAGCACAAAAGGGUGUUAUUUGUUAUGAAGAGCUGCACAUUGAGUAAUAACAAACAGCUGGUAAGAGAGGCAGCUGUUCUCUGUAGCUCUUUAACCAAAUAUUAGCUUCACAAAUGAACAGAUUGUUGCUUCACAGCCCCGAAUGCUGGACCACCACAUUCGAAACUUUUACAGUGAAGCUUUAAACAACUAUAUGAUGUCCUUAAAGCUUCAUUUGGGCAGUUCCAGCAACUGUUUCACUGUCUGGCAGCUGUCAGUCAUUAAACUCAAGCUAGGUGCUAGCUGUUAGCAGCUUCGUCUGAAAAUGAUCAGCUAGCUAGAUUGUUAAUGUCUAUAAAAACACAAAACACAGAACCCUCUCUAUUUUAUCUGACAUCUAAAUUAUACACACAGUACAUUUACUAGUGUGCUGAGAGAAAAUUGACAACAAGAGCCAUAAGUUUUAUUUAGCAGUUUCACUCAGCUAACGUCAAUUAGCCACAGCUGGCUAAAUUUAGCAAAGCUGUCUUUAUGGUCAGCAAAGUUAAUGGCUGCCCAUUAACUAAUAAUCACAAAACUUUUUGACUGAUUCCUAAGGUGCCAAAAUACGCUAUAUAAAAAAAUACAGCUCUUUGUGAGUAAUCAGUCGGCCCCGAAUAUUGGGAAAAGAUGGCUUCAUUUUUUAAAACCACUCUGUUAAAGCAUUGUAAGCGUUCCAGCCUUUGGCAACAUUUGAUUUGAAUGAGUUCCUGAUAAUUAUGUAACAUAAAAAAGUACCAUUAUACUUUCUCUUUUUUUUUUUUUUUUUUUUUUUUUUGGCAUGAAUUUACUUUGAGUCUGCAUGUUUUCUCAUUGUAAUAAUGUCUGACGGAAUGGGUCCAAGGGCUUUUAUAUAUCUCAGCAGCAGUAAGAUGUUCAGAUGAAAGAAAGAGACUGUGGUGUGUUAUAAAGGAUUUGGUUAAGUCUAGGACAAAAAACAGUGCAUGUGUCUUCCAGCUUGAUAUUAUCCCAAGCCUUAUUUCACAAAGAAAUACACAUUGCAGCCAAAUGUUAGUGAUCUGUAUUACUGAUUUUUUUUUUUUUUAAUAAAGGUGUUUCAGGGUGCUUGUCAGCCAGUCAGGUCUUUCAUUUUCAAGGUGCCAGCAGGAGAUUUUCCUCAGAAACAGAAUAUGUCUGUGCACAUUGACUAAGAGGUGCUUUUUUUUCUUUUUCUUUUUUGUUACGAGAAACAAAACAUUCCCUCCUGUGUGUCCCUGGUUUGCUUUUGUGUGAAUCAGUCAGGGAGAGAAUACUUUGCAGGCUUGUGUUGAUUUAAUGUAGUUUCUCUUGAACAAACUGACUAAGUAAAUCCUCUCUUGAAUUCCUGCCUUUUGGCAGAACAGGUGUUUGGCUACCCAGUUACUGAUAUUACACAAGGAUUAAGGUUUGUGUUUGGCAGGUAGUCUAACACUGUCAGCAACAGACAGUUAUGUAAGUAUGUCUUCUGUUGACGGUAUUGGUUAUCUAUUAGUUAGCUGAACUCACUGUGUGGAAAGUGCCUCAAUCAGUGUGUUGUUGAAGACUUGUGUUGAGUCCAGACUGAAAUGUAUGCAUUUUACUGUGUGAAAAUAAUACCUCCCUGUUAUACUGUAUAUCGUGAUUCACUGUGUGUAUACUAUUCACAGCAUACAGUAUGUGUGUGACCCAGAUGCUGUUUUAUUGUGUCCUUUGAAGUGCCUGUAUUCUCAUGUAAAUUUGAAGUGAACUCUUAAUUAUGGAGGAUUUUUAUUUUUUUAAUAAAAGGUUUGAAAAAUGGUUUUAAAAAA